Hibiscus syriacus is the source of this 455-nucleotide messenger RNA. Its product is annotated as cysteine-rich PDZ-binding protein-like. Gene Ontology annotation, molecular function: microtubule binding. Gene Ontology annotation, biological process: cytoplasmic microtubule organization. NCBI's taxonomy places the organism in Eukaryota, Viridiplantae, Streptophyta, Magnoliopsida, Malvales, Malvaceae. The record is from RefSeq and is a predicted model, not a curated record. The transcript is spliced from 4 exons. The coding region runs from base 96 to 422 and encodes 108 amino acids.
UUUACCCUUAAAUUAAACGCCCACAAUAAUUCUUAGGGUUCCGAUUUCGAAAUACUGGAAGGGGGAGAUUCUGCAGCGAAAAACAAUUAACUCCAAUGGUGUGCGAGAAGUGCCAGAAGAAGCUAUCGAAGGUGAUCGUGCCAGAUAAGUGGAAGGAAGGUGCCAGCAACACCUACGAAAGCGGUGGCCGGAAAAUCAACGAGAAUAAACUCCUAUCCAAAAAGCACAGAUUUCAUGAUUUGGAUUUGGAAUCCAUUGCCUGCAGAUGGACCCCUUAUGGAAAUACCAAGUGUAUCAUAUGUAAGCAGCAAGUGCAUCAAGAUGGCAAGUACUGUCAUACUUGUGCUUAUUCGAAAGGCGUAUGUGCGAUGUGUGGGAAGCAAGUGCUUGACACCAAGCUUUACAAGCAAAGCAACGUAUAAAUCGAAGGGAAUAUAAGCUGGUCUUCAAGUAGA